AUGUAUAAUACAAUGUCGUCUCCAAGUUACCACACAGACAUGUUAUGCAAAAAUCUCGUCAUCUUAGGUGUGGUGGCAAUCUUCGUCAUCCUCGUCUUCUUCAACCAAAUCUACAUCAAUUCACAGUCUUUCGACAGUAACAUAUUCACUACAAGAUAUCAAGAGGGGCUAUUGAAGCCCAAGGAGACAACGACGAACUUGAGCCACUUGAUGUUUGUGUUGGUGGGGAGCUCACGUACGUUGAAUAAUCGAAUAACUUAUGUCGAAUCAUGGUGGAGACCAAACGUGACACGUGGCAACAUAUUUUUGGACGUGAAGCCGUCGGAACCUUGGUCUCCUAGCUUACCGCCGUUUAAAGUUAACGAAGACAUCAAGAAACUAAAAGUCUACCCGAAGCUCAGAAAAACAGUUCAAGUUCGGAUCAUUAGAUCCAUUCUCGAGACUUACAGGCUCAAGCAAGACGAGGGUGUGAGAUGGUAUGUGAAGGGGGAUGAUGAUACCCUUUUCUUUGUAGACAACAUAGUGGAUGUGUUGUCAAAAUACGACCACACGAAAAAACAUUACGUCGGAAUGUCAUCGGAGACGAUCAAAUCAAAUUUCCACUUUUCGUUUCAAAUGGGGUUCGGAGGAGGAGGAUAUGCUCUAAGUUAUCCUCUGGUGGAGGCUUUGGCGCUCAAAUUAGAUGAAUGUGUUGAGAGGUAUUAUUUCAUUCGGGCAGAAGAUCAGUUACAGAGUCUUUGUUUAGCUGACUUGGGCGUUGAUCUUAUCUACGAGAAAGGAUUUCAUCAGAUGGAUCUGCACGGUGACCUAUCGGGCUUACUCGCGGCCCACCCAACUAACCCUCUUCUCAGCUUCCACCACUUUGGAACCGUCAAACCACUUUUCCCGGGCAUGGACCGACAUGGCUCAGUCACUCAUAUAAUGAAAGCGGCCAACGUGGACCAGUCACGAAUGCUACAACAGUCGAUAUGCCACGUCAGAGCCAGAAACUGGACAUUCUCGGUCUCGUGGGGAUACUCUGCUCAUAUCUAUGAGAAGUUAUUCCCACGCAGCCACUUGAAGCUUCCCAUCGAGACAUUCCGUCCUUGGCAACGAGGACGGCCUCCGGUUUACAUGUUUAACACGAGACCGGUUUCUCGUGAUCCUUGUGAAGCUCCUCACUGGUUCUUCUUUAGUUCGAUCGAACAAGAGAAUGAAAGAGUUGUUACUUCUUACACAAGGAAGUUCCCUAGAAACAUGACUUCUUGUUCCUUAUCCGGUAAUAUUUCUGCGGAUCCUCUCGCUUCAAUCCGAGUCUUCUCUCCCAAAACUCCUAAACAGGGGAGAAAAGUGGAAUGUUGCGACGUGGAAUAUGAUGGUGCAGAUGUAGCAAACAUAACACUUCGAGAUUGUGGGAGAGACGAGAUCAUCAUCUAG
This is a messenger RNA of Microthlaspi erraticum, 1416 nucleotides long. The record is from the annotation of a GenBank genome assembly. NCBI's taxonomy places the organism in Eukaryota, Viridiplantae, Streptophyta, Magnoliopsida, Brassicales, Brassicaceae.